Molecule: messenger RNA, 2064 nt
Organism: Mugil cephalus (flathead mullet)
Lineage: Eukaryota; Metazoa; Chordata; Actinopteri; Mugiliformes; Mugilidae
Gene: riok1
Product: RIO kinase 1 (yeast)
Exons: 17
Coding region: 130-1800 (556 amino acids)
Biological process (GO): maturation of SSU-rRNA
Cellular component (GO): cytosol; preribosome, small subunit precursor
Molecular function (GO): protein serine/threonine kinase activity; ATP binding
Source: RefSeq, a predicted model, not a curated record
UGGUCAUACCCGGAAGUGAGGCGAGCACGCUGUCGUGUGGAGGACGGGGUGCUGGUCUGGUUCUGGUCCUGGGUCUGAUCUGGCCCAUCUUUUGGUUCUGGUCCUGGUUCCGUCUGAGUCUGUGACGUGAUGUCGGAGGUCGCUUGUGUCCCGGGACAGUUUGAUGACGCGGAGGAGGACGGCGACCAAUCACAAGCUGUGACAUCACAGCGCCCCAUCGAUGAUGUCAUUGUUCCGCCUUCAUCGGGGUGGGAGGGAGAGGAAGAGCAGGAAGAGGAUGAUGAAGACGAAGAGGAGGAUGAGGAUGAAGAUGAGGAGUGGGCGUGGUGUUCAUCAGGAGAUCUGACGAAACGAUACAACCGCACAUCUGUCAACUGUCAGUCUAACAGACAAAAUCCAUCCAAUAAGACGCUGGCGUCGUCGACUCCGUCUGACAAAGCUCUGAGGAAAUACGAACACAAGAUCAACCUGGAUAAACUGAACUUCGACGACUCGGUGAUCAACAAAGUGACGACGAUGCAGAAGCAGCGAGAAGCCGACAAGUUCAGAGUGAAGGACAAAUCAGACCGAGCCACCGUGGAACAGGUUUUAGAUCCUCGAACUCGGAUGAUUCUCUUCAAGAUGUUGAGUCGAGGCGUCAUCAGAGAAAUAAACGGCUGCAUCAGCACCGGCAAAGAGGCUAACGUGUACCACGCUGGGACUGCGGAUGGUCAGAGUCGAGCCAUCAAGAUCUACAAGACGUCCAUCUUGCUCUUCAAGGACCGAGACAAAUACGUCAGCGGAGAGUUCAGGUUCCGUCACGGUUAUUGUAAAGGAAAUCCCAGGAAGAUGGUGAGAACGUGGGCCGAGAAAGAGAUGAGGAACCUCAUCAGGCUGCAGACGGCAGGAAUCCCGAGUCCAGAACCUCUUCUGCUUAGAAGCCACGUUCUAUUGAUGUCAUUCAUUGGAAAAGAAAACAUGCCGGCUCCUCUCCUGAAGAACGUGUCCUUAACUGAGUCCAAAGCUCGUGAGCUUUAUCUUCAAGUUCUCCAGAACAUGAGAAAAAUGUUUCAAGAUGCGAGACUCGUCCACGCCGACCUCAGCGAGUUCAACAUGCUGUAUCACGAUGGAGACGCUUACAUCAUCGACGUGUCACAGUCGGUGGAACAUGAUCAUCCUCACGCCCUUGAGUUCCUCAGGAAGGACUGCAGCAACGUCAACGAGUUCUUCGUCAAGCGUGGUGUUCCUGUGAUGACGGUCAGAGAGUUGUUCGACUUCAUCACGGAUCCGUCUAUCACCUGCAACAACAUUGAUCAGUAUCUGGAGAAGGUGAUGCUGGUGGCCUCCCUACGGACCUCGGACCAAAGAUCUGAUCAGGACCGAGUGGACGAGGAGGUCUUUAAGAAGGCCUACAUCCCCCGGACCCUGACGGAGGUGAGUCACUAUGAGCGAGAUGUGGACCUGAUGAGGACGAAGGAGGAGGAGUCAGCCAUCAGCGGACACCACGACAACGUUCUGUAUCAGACGCUGACCGGACUGAAAAAGGACCUCUCAGGAGUUCAGACGGUUCCUGCACUUCUCGAACAUGACAGUAGCUCCUCAGAUGAUGAUGAUGAAGAUGAUGAUGAUGAUGAUGAUGAUGAUGAGGGGGAGGAGGGGGAGGAGGGGGAGGAGGGGGUCCAGGGUGACGGGGUCCAGAUGGACAGAAAGGAGAGGAAGAAGAUAGUGAAAGAAGCUCAGAGAGAAAGAAGGAAAAAUAAAGUACGGAAACACGUGAAGAAGAGGAAGGAGAAGGUGACUAAGAUGAAGAAGGGCCGAUGAGCCCAGAACACAUGGAACCGACUCACAACGACGGGAAGAACCUGGAACUCUGCAGGAGAUCACAACAGAACGUUCCCUCUGGAACCUCCAGGACAAAUUCUAGAAUCAGACCAGAGCCAGGUUCAGAGAAGAUUUUCACCCCUUUGUUGCUUCUAGAGAAGCUUUCAAUAAAACCAACCAUUGUCUCAUAUUUGUGUUUAAUGUUGCUAACUCAUAAUCAUGCUAAUGUUUGCUAACAAUAUAAAAACUUUCACAAGAACCGUG